CUCCUCGUCGCCGGUCUGCCCAGGAGGAUCAGUGGGCUCGGGGCAGAAGCGCCUCUCUCCGCCGGCAGCGCCUCCCUUCCCGGCGAUGAAGAGCGCGCCUCCCUGGGCUGGAAGAAGGCGAGUCCCCCGCGGAGGUUGAGGCGGUGGAAGAGGCAGGACUUGGGGACUGGACCCAAAGGCUCCUGGGCCUGAAGAACUGGACUUCCAAACAGCAGCUUUGAUGGUUAAUUCUUUUUGAGAUGGCUGAAAAAGAUGGAGAACUUAAAACAUGCAGUUGGACUCUGCCUAAAGUCAUGGCAGUGGGAGCCGGCACCUUCCUGCUUUUGGCUGGAGUCGGAGUUGGGAUUUGGGCAAUAGUGGUGUCUGUGCUUGGGAGUGAAAAGGAAAGCUUAUAUGCGGUUCAGGUGAAUUCCGAGGAUUUGCGCCUAACUGUGUAUGAUGAGACUGAAGGGAAGUGGAGGCUACUGUGUUCUUCUUCCUCUGAUGCCCAGGUGGCAGCUCUUAGUUGUGAGGAGAUGGGAUUUGUCAGAUCUCUCUCCCAUUCGGUCUUGAAUGCAGGCAGUGCAGGUGCCAAUGGAACGUCAGGCUACUUCUGCGUGGAUGAGUCCCGCCUGCCUUUUGCGCAAAAGCUGAGAGAGGCCAUUGUUGUCUGUGAAUGUCUGACAGGCCGGAUCCUAGCAACUCUUUGCCAAGACUGUGGACGCAGGAAGUUAUCCGUGGACCGGAUUGUAGGUGGCCAAGACGCCAGUGUGGGUAAAUGGCCCUGGCAAGUCAGCCUACGUUACGAUGGGACACAUCUCUGUGGCGGCUCCAUCAUCUCAAAUGAAUGGAUAGUUACAGCAGCUCACUGCUUUCCAGAGAGGAAUCGUGUCUUGUACCGCUGGCAGGUCUUCAUGGGUGCCGUAUCUCAGCUAUCCAUAAGGGGGCUGCAGAUGGACAUAGCCGGCAUUGUCUACCAUGGUGGGUACAUGCCCUUUGUGGAUCCCAAUAGUGAAGAGAACAGCAAUGACAUUGCCUUGUUGCGCUUGGCCACACCACUCUCCUUCAAUGAAUUUAUUCAGCCCAUCUGCCUCCCAGCAUUGGGGCAAACUUUGGUGGAUGGCAAGAUCUGUACGGUGACAGGAUGGGGCAACACACAAUAUUAUGGCCACCAGUCUGAAGAUCUUCAAGAGGCCAGUGUACCCAUCAUCAGCACCAGUAUCUGCAAUGGCCCUGAUUAUUACAGCAGUCAGAUAAAGCCCAGGAUGUUUUGCGCUGGUUUUCCAGGCGGAGGUAUAGAUGCUUGCCAGGGGGACAGCGGUGGCCCUUUUAUGUGUGAAGACAGCAUUUCACAAGUGUUACGUUGGCGGCUGUGCGGCAUUGUAAGCUGGGGUACAGGCUGUGCCCUGGCCAAUAAGCCUGGAGUCUACACCAAGGUGAAUGCUUUCCAUGGGUGGAUCCACCACACCAUGAAGACAAACUCCCACCUUAGUGGGUUGGUGAUUCAGCAGUGAAAUGCAUGGAGCUGGCCUCCUCCCUUUCCAGUGAAUUGCUGCUUUAAAUAGAAGGAGAAGAAUCAAGGAAAAUGUGGAGG
Messenger RNA from Pseudonaja textilis, 1573 nucleotides. It is a transcript of the gene HPN, whose product is annotated as hepsin. The record is from RefSeq and is a predicted model, not a curated record. Gene Ontology annotation, cellular component: membrane. Gene Ontology annotation, molecular function: serine-type exopeptidase activity; serine-type endopeptidase activity. NCBI's taxonomy places the organism in Eukaryota, Metazoa, Chordata, Lepidosauria, Squamata, Elapidae. Gene Ontology annotation, biological process: proteolysis.